AUUAAAUCUGAUGGCUUUAGUAUUGAGACAUGCAAAAUAAUGGUUGACCUGCUAGAUAAUGAUGGGAGUGGCAAACUGGGACUGAAGGAGUUCCACACCCUCUGGACAAAGAUUCAGAAAUACCAGAAAAUUUACAGAGAAAUUGAUGUGGAUCGAUCGGGUACCAUGAACUCGUAUGAGAUGAGGAGGGCACUGGAAACAGCAGGGUUCAAACUGAACUGCCAGUUACAUCAGGUCAUCGUGGCUCGUUUUGCUGAUGAGGACCUCAUAAUUGACUUUGACAACUUGGUGCGGUGUUUGAUUCGGCUCGAAACCUUGUUCAUAUCUGUGCUUUACUGUCAUUUGAGCCACUGGCAUCAGCCUGAGACCUCUACAAGAGCAUGAUCCGGUGAAGAUAAUCAAGCUAUACAAGUAAUAUCCAAACAUGAAUGUGCCUUAACUUACACAAAGCAAGCAGACUUUGCAUGCAAUUGCAAGAAGAAAAGCAUUCUACUUCCACAGAAGAACCUGCAACCUCAUUUUUAUGGGUCUGACAGUCGGUGCCUACUCUCAUAUAGCCUCUGGAAAAAGGCUGUAGCUUAGUAUCAAUCCUCAGUGCAAGUUUUGAAAACACUGCUUUGCUAAUAUCUUUGUAUUUAAGGUGUUUUACAGGACUUCAGGAAGAAAAGCUCAUUAUAGCUUGACAGUCUGGUUUUAAAAAGUGCUUUUUGAAUAACAUCCUGCAUAUCUGAAAUUAGUAAAGAGGUAGUAUUGCAUAUCUAAACACCUGUACUCAGAGAUAGGGGUUCCAAGCCCCAGCACUAUCCUAGUGAAAUAUUCUUUAAAGAAUUUGAGUAGCAAGUACAUCUUUGACCGAAGUGAGCAUUGAGGUGCCCAGAGCUGGAGGCUGCUGGUAACAAGAUUCUUAGAGAAAGCCCGUGCUCUCAGGUGGAAUCUUGAGUUCCUGUAUCUUAUUUAUCUUCCUUUGAAAUACAAGAAAGAAUUUAAUUAAAAAAAAAAAAAAAAAAAAAAAAGUAGAAAUAAAGUUUGCCAGACUGUUAUUUCUGCUGAAAAAGCAAUUUUUUUUUCUUAGAGAUUGAUACUAUAUACCCCACACCCAGCCUGUUGAAAGCAGAGGCUGUGACUGUGAGCCAAUUGCUGCUGCCUUUAGUUUCCCCACCUGAGGAAUUGUGUCCUCCUUACAAACUAUUUCUUCCUUAUGGGCACCUUUUCAGAAAGCAGUAGGACUUACCUAGUAGCCUGCAGGGUGAGGCAUUUUCUAAAUACCCUUAAGGAAUUAUUUGCUCCUCCAUUAAAUACUGUUCAGUAUCAAAUUAUUGCCAAAUGGAGAGAUAGAAAGGAUAGCUCUAUAGGAAAGGCUUUAUUUGGAAAAUACUUGUACCAAGUUGUGUUUUUUCCUUAAGUAUGUCCCUUAGCUUUUAAAGUUAACAAUGUGUCACUAACAGAUUCAGCUCAAUUUUAAAUGCAGCAAAACUACCUUGAAUGGAGGGGGAGGAGGGGCUCAGUUUAAUACAGAAAGUAGCUGAAAGUUAGUGUAAUGUAGAACAACAGUGUGUCUUACUGGUAACUUUUCUAAUAAAAAUCACUAUUAAAAUACCCAGAGUUAAAGCUUAAGAGGAGACAAAAGUUUAAUGGUGGAGUAAACAAGUAGAGUAAAAACAAGUACAUUGCCAAAGACUACAGAAAGUUUCUACACUUAGUCUUCAAAGUACAAACUACAAUAAAUACAUGAGGCUCUUUGUAAAAAGAGGAAUCUAAAACUACAUUUCUGUUACAGCACAUGAUAUUUUGAAUACAUUGAAUUUCUAAGGUGCUACAGCUUUUAAAAAAGUUAUUGCUUAAUGGAUUGGUCAUGUGGUAAUCACUCUUCAGAUGCACUUCAGUUUUUUUAGCUUCUUUUAACAAACAUUCUGCUUCCAGCAAUAAGCAGUUGGGUGCUGUGCACAUACUUCAAUUUCUCCCAUCUGGAAAAAGCCUCGGGAUAAAUUUGGACAAAGCCAAGUUGUCUGUUUUAUGAUGAUUCCUUCAAUGGCAAAUUCAAAAGUAUUUAAUGCAGAAAAGAAGCGAGACUCUCUUCUGCCUUGUUUGAAGACAACCGGGUGGGUACUUGAACAUAAUGGCUUGAUUAGACCAAAGGCAGCAGCAUUUCAUUUGCUUGUAAGCAUUAUUUCAUCUUGUACAAUGCCCUCAUCCAUUUGCUCAUGGAUCAAUCCUUCAUUUGUUUUCAAAGCACAUUUUUCAUAUCUUUCAAAUUACAUUGUCAUUGAAAUAAGUCUCAUGAUAUUGGAACCAACACAAAAUGGACUUUUUUUGCUGUAAGUUAUCCAUGAUUAGUACCUCAAGAAUCUGGCUUCUGUACUAUUUCAUGUCAAGCUUCUUUGUCUAGGUUUAAUCCUUGGAUACAGCUGAAGGUAAAACAGAAAUGAGGUUUAAAAUUUUAGUACUUUAAAAGGUUACUUUUUUAAAAGAAAAAAUAAAGGAAAACACCCCCCCUCCCUUUGGUGCUACAAUUCUAAUGUAAUCCAUAGGAGCAAAAAGCAUGCUUAUAAAAAACAUCCAGGGCACUGACAAAUAUGAAUUUAGCAUUUUUAGGCAAGCUUAAAAAAUACCAACCAUGUCAGUACAAAAGGAAGGUAUUGA
This is a messenger RNA of Vidua macroura (Pin-tailed whydah), 2640 nucleotides long. RefSeq names its product calpain-2 catalytic subunit-like. Gene Ontology annotation, molecular function: calcium ion binding. The record is from RefSeq and is a predicted model, not a curated record. The transcript has 5 exons. Lineage: Eukaryota; Metazoa; Chordata; Aves; Passeriformes; Viduidae. Bases 40 to 384 code for a protein of 114 amino acids.